CCACAUCCUCUCAUUCUAUACACACAACGCACUCGUUGAAUAUAGUGAGAUUCAUAAUGGCUGGACGUGCAAUGAUUUCAGUGGUUGCUGCGCUGUGCAUCAUAAAUGUUGCGUUAGCAGCAACUACAAACGCUCCCAAGGUCACAGAUAUCCUAGCGAACCAGGAUGUUCAAGAAGCGCUUGCCACCGCGUGGAAGGAAAGCUUUUUGCAGAACCCUAAUUCUUAUCAAGUGAGAGGAGGGUGGGUUUAUGCUGAUUCCAACUAUCCCGAUGACCACAAAUAUAUCGUUGUCCAGCUCGCCUCAAAAGACCGCUCACCCCAGGGAGCAGAUGGAGAUAUAGAUCUGGACAAUCCACAGAAGGAUGUUGUACUGAGCAACGAGCAUUACAAACUUGUGGCAGACUUCCACACCCAUCCUUUUGCUGCUAAAACACAGCAGAGGGCAGACUCAGACGACAUCAAAAGAGCAUACGAGAGAGGAGUGCCUGGAGUAGUUGUUUCAUGCUCUGGUGUAUUCUACUAUGGACCUGAGCGUCGGGCAUCCAUGGAUGGACCCACAGCGUACCCUCAAUCUUCUGGUGAAGCUUACAAUGGCCAGAAGGAUGUCAGAUUUGGCGAUAACAAAAAUAUCGUCCAAGGCCAGUGCAGCCCAUAAAUCAAGUCCUACUACCCAUUAGUACUACUAUGUUUUAUUAUCUUACUCUGAGCACCUCCAUCAUCAUCGUCAUGUUAUGUGUAUUAGAUGUCUGUAUGAAGUUAUGAACUCCCACUAAAUAAGUAAAUGGUGAUUGCUGUCUAGGUAUACUUGCAUGUUGCUCUGCAAUAUAAAAUGUACGCCAUCACUCUCUUGCACGCACCUUACGUAUGUAUUUGAAUUCCCGCCAUAAAUAGAAGUUGAUUUCAGAGUGAA
This is a messenger RNA of Cryptomeria japonica (Japanese cedar), 911 nucleotides long. RefSeq lists its product as uncharacterized. The coding region runs from base 57 to 656 and encodes 199 amino acids. The record is from RefSeq and is a predicted model, not a curated record. The transcript has 2 exons. Lineage: Eukaryota; Viridiplantae; Streptophyta; Pinopsida; Cupressales; Cupressaceae.